This is a messenger RNA of Daktulosphaira vitifoliae (grape phylloxera), 2577 nucleotides long. RefSeq lists its product as uncharacterized. The transcript is spliced from 16 exons. The record is from RefSeq and is a predicted model, not a curated record. Gene Ontology annotation, cellular component: NuA4 histone acetyltransferase complex; nucleus. Gene Ontology annotation, biological process: regulation of DNA-templated transcription; chromatin organization. Lineage: Eukaryota; Metazoa; Arthropoda; Insecta; Hemiptera; Phylloxeridae. The coding region runs from base 300 to 2342 and encodes 680 amino acids.
UGUCGUUAAAUAAUACUGUGAAUGAAUUUGAACAUGAUUAAUAAUUAUUAUUUAGUAAAUUGUGUGGAUUAUACAUUAUGUAGUAGUAAAAAUAUUUUAUCAACUUUCGGCGCACAACUGGUUUAGCUUAUCAUUUGUGAUUUGAACCUGAUAGUAACUGAUAUCGAAAGAAACUACACAUUUUUAUGGGUACCAAAUUAAGAAAUGCGGAGUAUCUUAUAUUUUGUUUAUGUGCUCUUGGCACAUAAAACGUGAAGAUUUUUAAUAGAAGUUUUGUUGAAAAAAAAUCUUAAAAAUUAAUGGCUUCGAUAAAGUACUCUAAAGGAGAAAAAAUAUUAUGUAACUGGCGUAAAGUGUGGUAUGAAGCUCGUAUAUUAGAUAUUCGUCAUGAAAUUGAUGGUGUUCAGUACUAUCAUGUGCACUAUUACAAAUUUACUAAGAAAUGGAAUGAAACUGUGAGCGAACAUCGUCUUAUGCCUCAUACUUCUGCAAAUGUGAAGAUUAUGAAACAGUCUAAAAAAGAUGCCAAAAAAAUAGCACGUGAUAUGAAGAAAGCAAAAAUCAAUGGAAGACCAUAUAUAAAAGAGAAUAAUAAAGAAAAAAGUGAUGAUAAUUUUAAUAAGCAUCAUAACAAAGUCAAUGUAGCAUUAAUUCAAGAUAAAAAUCUAGCUACUGUAAAUGAAACAAUUAGUAACACAUCUAAAGUUAAAUCACCAAAUCAUGGAAGUGUAAAAGAUAUGCAGAAAUAUCAUUUGAAAGAUGCUGUUGUUAAGAUUCCUAAAGUAGCCUUACCAUUGUGUUUCAAUAAUGUGGAUUUUCGUGAUAGUAAAAAUCAAAGUUUAAUAAAAAAUAAUAAAUUAGAUGUUGUAGAAAAUAUUUUUAAUUGUAAAUCCCAAGAAGUUAAUUUUACAAACAGUAUUAAAAAUAAGAAUAAUACAAGCGUAACAGAAAAUAAUGAUGAAAUAUUAGUCAGAGCUACAUAUAUUCAAAAAACUCCUACUCUUAUUGAAGAACACUCGGAAGAAUAUCAUAAUAUUAAUACUAUUAAUGAAAUUAAUGAUUCUUUUAAAAUAGAUGCUGAUAAAAAUAGCACAGUUUGUAAUGGAGAUCAGUCUUCUCAAAGAUUAAUAUCUGAAAUAACUUUCAUUGAUCCAAUGAUUGAAAAAAUUCAAAAAUUUCAUAAAAAUGGCAUAAUAAAGAACCAUAUUCAUCAAGAACCUAAUAUGUGUGAUCUUAACAAUAUACUAUUGAUGAGCCAGUCUGAAAAUAGAACAUUGAAAUCAGACCAUAAUAUUUUAGGUCCUCCUGUAUGUGUUAAAGUAACUUCCACUCAAAAUGACAUUGAUUUAAAAGAAGAUAUUUUACAACAUAUCGACUCAAAAAAUGUCACUGAUUUAGACAAAGAAGAAUCAUCUACAAGUUCUUUUGAAGAUUCAGUUGGAUCAUUCUCUAAUCAAAAUCCUGAAGAUUCAAUAAAAAAAGAUUAUAUUUUCAAUGAGAACUAUCCUUCUAGUUCUAAUUCAUUUAAUAAGUCAUCAAAAUUUCAAGACAAUUUACAAUUUAUAGAUAUUAAAAAGUCACCAGGGAAUUACAGCUCUGAUUCAAAGAUUUUUAUAACUUCAAAAAAAACUUCAUUGAAAAACGAACCAGAUAUCUUCAACUCUGAAUUAAAAUUUAAUAAGAAAUUAAGUUCUCUAAGAGGUGCUGCUAUUAAAGCAGCUUCAGCCAUAACAAUGAUGAGUAAGUCUGGUAGUAGAUAUGAAAAAAAAAAAGAUGUUGGCAAACAAACAAAAAAUAAUCAAAAAUUAAAUUCAGAUGAGGAUGACUUGUCUGAUAGUGAUAAUGCAGAGCUUAAAGAUUACGGUUUAGACUUUCCAAACCAUUGUGUAAAAAUUUAUAUUGAAGAUUACCAUUUGCUUGAGGAUGAUAGAUAUAUUCUAAACUUGCCAGCAAAAUUCUCUGUUUAUAUGAUUCUUUGUGAUUAUGCUAGAAAAUUCCCCGUUUGUUUAGACACACUUAAUAUAAUGUUGGAUGCUUUCAAUCAAGGUCUUGGAGUUUGGUGUUUACAUAGAAUAGAAAAAUUACAGUACCAACAGGUUAUUGAGAAAUAUCCUAAUCUUACUGUUAGUCACAUUUAUGGGCUUCCACAUUUAAUCAGGUUUAUUUUAUGUCUACCAAAAUUAUUUCGUUUGAUGGAAAAUGAUUGUAAAGAAUUUGUUCCAAAUGUUAAACAUUUUGUAAGAGGAUUAUUGAUAUACUUAGUAGAUGAAAAUUUAUGCAUUAAUGUUGAACGAGAUUAUCAACCUGUAAUGCCGGAUUAUUUUAGAAUGACUUAUUAUUAAUAAUGUAAAAAGUUAUAUGUUAAUUAUUAAUUAUUUGAUGUAGAAAUCAAAUAUAUAUGUUACCUAUUGUCUUAUAUUAGACUAUUUCUUCUUUACAAAAUGUAUACAAUUUCAUUGGUCUUAGUGAUAACAUACCAUUUUAAUUUAAUGUAUUUAUAUUGUUAAAUUGUUUCCUGUUAAAACAUACUAUAUUUUCUAUGUUAACCUGAAUAAAAAUGUUUUGUUAAAUUUUCUA